This is a messenger RNA of Physella acuta, 553 nucleotides long. RefSeq lists its product as uncharacterized. Lineage: Eukaryota; Metazoa; Mollusca; Gastropoda; Physidae. The record is from RefSeq and is a predicted model, not a curated record.
AGAUGUUGUGCGACAUCAUCCAGCAAGAGGCCCAACCAGAUUUAGCAUCACAAUUGUCAUCAAGUUUUGAAAGAUGAGCAAUCAAAGUACUACUCAGAGAAUUCUCCGAAUGGCGAUGACUAAACAGCUUCUUUUUUUAAGCGUGUUUAUAUAAAGUUUUGUGUCAUUAAUAUUUUUUUUGUCAAUUUUGGAUACUUCCACGUCCAUGUGCACUUCUAAGAAAAAGUAUUAGUAAUCUUAAAACUUAUUUUACUCUUACACCUCAGCAUCUAUUUGCGUGUACCUGUUUCGUAUUAUAGCAUUUUCUUUUUUUUUUUUCGUCAAUAUUUUGAUUAAGAAAUGAAUGAUUGAUUCUCUAUUCACUGGGCAAUUUAAUGUUAUAGAAAAGAGUACGACAGAUGGCAAUAUUUACUUUCAUGUUCGGAGCAUAAACGUAGAUUUUGAACCAAUGAAAUUGAACAAUGCAAGAAAAUGACAAUGUGACAUUUUCAAAAAAAUUCUUACAUUCCCCUAAAAUGUUUGCAUACCUUUUUAGCCCCUUCCCCUAAGCUUA